AUGGCAACGUCUCGGCUUGUCGGUUCCCUGCACAACUUUCAAGAUAGAUUUCACGUGUUUGAAAAUCAUCGUACUAGCGUUCGCCACAUCUACAAUGAAACUCAAGACGCGUGGCUCAAAUGGCGUAAAAUCGGAGCCAGUUUGCCUCGCAGGAAUUCUCAGAACGAACCUCCUACGGCCAACGACAGCAUUCCAGACAAAGACAAUCAACGCUCAUCUAAUGACUCAUCAGAAGAUUCGGUUUUGUUUGAAACUCAGAUGGCCAACGUCAUCAAACUAUUAAGCGAGAAACCGACACUCGUAUUUGUUGGUCAACUGAAAAGCGGUAAAAGUACGCUCGCAAAUCUUAUUCUACAACAGCGUGUUCUUCCGUCUGAUGAAGGGCCAUGCACGGCUCGAAUGGUAAAGCUAAAAUUUAGUGAAGAGGCUAGCGGCGGAGCAGGUAAAGCAUACUUGCAACUGCUAAGAGCAGACGGCACUGUUAUUGGCGAACGAAAGGAACUAGAAACCAUGGAAGAUUCACAAGGAACCCAUCGUUUACUGAUCCCGCGAGAUAUAGUAAGUCUUGGUCGUGAAACAGGGUUUGGAGAAAGACACCGCGAGUUUUGGAAAGACGGAAAAGCAGCGGAAAACGUAGCUUGGGUAGAGAUUUACUGCUCUCAUCCACUGUUAAAGUAUAUUCAAGUUGUAGAUUCGCCAGGAAAGGGAGAAAAUAAGCAACUAGAUGAGCUGGUAAACGACACCGUAUCGCAUGGCCUCGUGCAGACGCUAGUGUACGUCAUUGACGGAUGCCGAGGAUUAACGACAAAGGACAAAAGUGACUUACGCUGGAUCAAAAAUCAAUUGAGAGAAGACGGCAGAGGUAAAGCAAAGAUACUAUUUGUGUGUACUCGCAUAGACGAAGCUCUUAGAGAAGACGAUGACGAACCACCACCCAUGUUACCGCCGGAAGAGCUACCAGAAGACAGUGACGACGAUCAAGACCACUUGGGUACUAAGCAAGAUACAUGUAACGACGAGUACACCCACUCUGACAUUACAAGCAGUGACAAAGAACAAUGCAACCUUCUUGAAUAUUCUACUAGAAUCCACGAACGAGUUUUUGACAGCUUAGUUACUGAAGAAUUUCUUGCUACUGAACAAGGCAUGUCGUCACACGAUCAGUGUCCCCUUUUUCACGCCGUCUCUGCCUACGCUGCAAGAGAGUUGGCACAAGAGGAAGACGAAAAUCCAUUUGUUAGAGAUAUUAUAAGGUUUGAAGAGUGUCUAGCAGAAACUAUUGUUGAAAACCUAAAUGUUCAUUUAAAAAGCGCGUUAGAGGAAUUGAUAACGGAGCAAGUGAUGCUACUAGAAACUGUUUUCCAAUUCAAAUUUAGUCAUGCUCGUACAGGCAUUGAAGCUCAACGCAAGAUUGAUUUUAUAACAACAAUAGAAAAGAGAGUAUACCAAAAACUGAAAACGAUGACAGGAGAAACUUGUUCGUCUCAACUAGAAGACUUGAUUAAAGAACUGAAAGCUACUUGUCUCAAAACCUUGCCCCAGCAAGCGGCUAGUGAAACUUUCUUAGUGGAUGAAAACGAGACGAAUUUCAAGAAACGAGAUAAAAAGGUAGCAAAACAAGUUCGCGACUUUGUUUGCGACAAAUUGAACGAAAAAUUUUGUAAACGCGUUCGAGAUCAAAUGAAGGUGUUAAAUGUGGCAGAAACUGUUGAGAGAUGCGUAAAGUCUAUGCAAGAUCAAGUACAAGGCGAUUUGCAGGUGGUCCGCGCUGUCACAAUUUUAGCUAAAGCAGCGUAUACGCCAGUGUUGAAACCCGACAUUGUAAAAGAAGGAUUGCCCUUGAAGCUGAUAUUCAAAGACUUUUUUAAAAGUUUUUUUGCAAGUAAGGAGUUAGAAUCAAAAUACACAAACGAAUGGAAGAAAACAGUUGCAGAAAGCUUUUUAAAGUCGCUUGAUCCAAAGAAGCUUGCUAGAGUGUACUGCACAGAAGUGCAAGAUACAGUAGAGAAAGCACACGCGAAAUUUUCUAUUAGCUUUGCGGAUUUAGAAGCUGCAGCACAAGAAAUUGGCAAAGAAGCACGAGGUCAACAAAGCCAAAUUCGACUAAGUGAUGGAUACGAAUUGGUCAAUGUUUUCUUGAAAUCAAAAUCAUUUCUGGGUUCUUUUCAGCAUGGUAUGCCUGGCAAAGGAGAAGUUAUUGGGGUGGGUCCAACAACCACCGUCUACAAAUGCCAAGGAGGAUCGUGGGGUGAUGUUGUUUUAAAAGCUCGCAAGCCGUGGCCUCCAGUAUCAGGAGGAGUCUGGCCUGCAUCUUUGUAUUUUGCCAGUGAAUGUUUGGAUCACAAAAAUGUACAAAAAGCCAUUGGAUUUCUCUUUCCUAGCAAAGACCCGGUUGACGAGAUCUGGGUGUUGGAAGAAUCUUGUCUUUGCAGUUUGGAAGACGUUUUCAAGGGAACUCCUAGUCUUAGUCUUCAACUCAGCGGUCUGUCGUGGCUUAACAUAGCAAGAGAUGCAGUGGAUGGAUUGCUGCAUCUUUUUUGCCAAGGAAUUCCGCACCACAAUAUCAAGCCAUCCAAUGUACUGCUCUCCCAACGUCUUGAAGCAAGACUAAGCGAUAUGGGUAUGUACGACAUCGCCAGCAUGAAGGACAGCAAAAUUACAAGAGCCGUAUAUUUCGUUGCUCCGGAGUUGAUUUCGGAAAGCGAAGGUGUGGUUGCUACGGAUGUCUAUUCUAUUGGCAUUUUGUUGUGGUACUUGUUUAAAGCUUACAGCACAGAAACAAAGCCUCCUACAGCUGUACCAGAUCCCAAAGACUACACUGUUCGCACUAACGGUUCUACAGCCUCCGCGUUUUUAGCCAAAGUGGGUAAUCCAGAAAUUCAGCUACGGCCCAAUUUAGAAAAAUGGAGCAGUCCUAACCAUAGGCUGAGAGAUGCUGCUGAUCUUAUGAAAAACUGCUGGCAUCACGACAGCUCUAAAAGACCCGAUUGCGGACGUCUGAAAGGUGAACUUCAAAUGCUGACAAAAGAGCUCAAGAAGUAAACUGUGCUAGCUACUUGAUGACUUGAAGGGAUUUUGUUUUUAGAUGUUUUUUCAAUAAUGUUGCGCUAGCCGACUUCGUGUCUCACCUUGUUUGUUGUACAUUUAGUAUGGCAAUUAUAGAGCAAAUACAACCAACUUUGAAGCUCGA
Molecule: messenger RNA, 3190 nt
Organism: Corticium candelabrum
Lineage: Eukaryota; Metazoa; Porifera; Homoscleromorpha; Homosclerophorida; Plakinidae
Product: dual serine/threonine and tyrosine protein kinase-like
Exons: 4
Coding region: 1-3042 (1013 amino acids)
Biological process (GO): positive regulation of ERK1 and ERK2 cascade; cellular response to fibroblast growth factor stimulus; negative regulation of apoptotic process
Cellular component (GO): cytoplasm
Molecular function (GO): ATP binding; protein kinase activity
Source: RefSeq, a predicted model, not a curated record